AAGAUUUUGUAUGAAAAAAACUUGAAGUUGAUGCACGUAGUAAGAUAUUUUAUUUACGUCAUUUCCUACCAUAUUGCGCCUUGAAUUCAUUCUUCCGUUACUCGCCAUCUUGUCUUUGAUGUGCGCGGAUGUCUAGUACUUGAUCUAAAGCUGAUUUUUCGUAUUGAAGUGCUGUUUUUAUUAUUUCUGAAGAUCAAGAAAAAUUCAAGAAAAUGAGUUACGGCAGACCACCGCCUCGUAUUGAUGGGAUGGUUUCCUUAAAAGUAGAUAAUCUCACGUACAGAACGACGCCGGAGGAUUUGAGACGCGUGUUCGAAAGAUGUGGUGAGGUCGGCGACAUUUACAUCCCUAGAGAUCGCUUUACUCGAGAAAGUCGUGGAUUUGCAUUCGUCAGAUUCUAUGAUAAACGCGAUGCAGAAGAUGCAUUAGAUGCUAUGGAUGGAAGGUUGUUAGAUGGUAGGGAACUUAGAGUUCAAAUGGCACGAUAUGGACGACCAACUUCACCACACCGAAGUCGUGGCAGUCGUCGACGAGGAAGAUCACGUAGCAGGAGCAGAGAUCGAAGACGCUCACGUUCUAGAUCACGUAGUAGAUCAAGAAGUCGUGAUAGAGAUCGUAGGCGUUCAUAUAGUCGCAGUCGUAGCCGCUCGCGUUCUGACAGUAAAAGCUCGCGUGGAAAGUCUCGUUCUCGUAGCAAGUCUCCAGAUAGACAAAAAGAUAGUCGUUCCAAAUCAAGGGACUGAAGUUGAACCAUAUACAAGUACAACUAUGAACAGAUGCACGCGCCGCAAGUGCAGAAUAAUCGUUUCUUGAGAACAAAAAAGGUAUUCUAUUACCCUCUAUAUCUAGAGCAACACUGUCGCACGUUCACAUUUUUUCUGUCACUUACAUAUUAAUUAUGACAACGCACUUCUUGGGUGAAAAAGAUAAAAACCCAAAAACUAAUUUUAAUGUAAUGUAUCUAGACUGUUAGUUUAUUGGACUCGCGAAGAUUUUCAUUUGCAAGUUUUCAUAAUUAUUCUUACUCUGUUAAGUGAUAUAUUGUCUCAAGCAGUGCUUAUUCCUGAUCAGAAGAAAGUAAAUGUGUUUUUCUGUUUUCGCGUGUAUGGACGUUGUUAUAGCGACCGAAACAGCUUGUUUUGAUCAAUGAAUUAAAGUUUGUUAUAAUAUGCUCUAGCACUUAUAUGAAUGAUCUUUUUGAAUUCUGCUCUUAAAGGUAAAUUUGAAUUUUGGACAAAUAGAGCAGACAAUAUUCGAAUUUACACUUUAUAAAUAAAUAAAAAGAAUUGUUAUUAGUUUGAUCAUAUGAUAUUUUUAUCUUAUAUUCAAAUAUAGUGUGCACAAUUUUUAGUAUGUCUCGAUAUAAGUGGAUUAAAAACAACAUUUCAUUUUUUCCCUUCCACUUCUUGAGUCAUUAUGAAUAUUUUUAACUAUAUAGUAUAAUUAAGUAAUAAUUAGAAACCAACUGUUUCGAUAAAAUAUCAAUUGUGAAAUCGUUUUCUGUUAUUUUGAAAUUGUUUGAAUCAAGCAAGGUGGAUUAAAUUAUUCCUGGAAAUACAUGAGGGUGUUAAUAUGGUAAUUAGCAGGUAAUGUAAACUGUAUGUGGUCGACUUGAGUCCGACUUCUGUAUAAAUUUUAAGCUAAUAUCUUUAAAAGAAUUUUGAGUUCUUAGUUUUCUAUUAUUUAUGAUUACCUAACUCUCGAUUGAUAAAUCAAUAUUACGACAUAAUUAAUCUAAAAAAAGAGAGAGAGAGAGAAACAAGAAAAAUUAAAAUCGCGAUAUAUAUAUAUAUAUAUAUAUAUAGAUUGUAGACAUAAGUUCUGCGUUUCUGUAACAGUAUACAGAUUUAUUUAUGUAAGUUUGCCAUUUAUAAUAAAGUGUAAUAAAAUGCAGAAGACGGAACUAUUCACAUAGUCUUAGACAGUGUUUAAAUACUACACAUAUAAAUGUAGAUAAUACUGUCAAAAAAAUAAUUUCAAUCGAUGAUUAUAUUAUAUUAUUUAUAUUUAUCUAUGAAAAAAUUUAAAUAUCAUAAUUUUGUAUUUUCGACUAUCUAGUACAACAAAACUAAAAAUAAUGUCCCCAAUUGAGAUAUAAAUUUGAUAAUAUAGUAAUCAAAGAGAUAUAUUCUAUAUAUUUUUCAAAACUUUUAUUACUGUAUUUUAUUCAUUUAUUUCUAAAUAUUAUUUCCUCGAAUCUUGUAUAAAAUAACAUUAAUCGUAGAUAACUAAUCUUAGGUAGACUAAAUUUUAGUAUUUAAAAUUGGCUUUAUUGUUAUUAAUAUUAUAAUUAAUCGAUCGUCAAACAUCUUUCAACAAAAGAUAAAAAGAUAAAAAUCCUCACACACGGAUGUAACACGUUUAUUCCUUAUAACUAAGUUGUAAUUUUAUGGUGCCACAGGCGGUGGAAAGGAGUGGCGUGGCGAGUGUAGCUGAUGAUGGGGUAGCUGAGAGUAAGCAGUAAGCCGAGUAGCAGGGCUGUAAGCAGUUUGCAGUAGCGAGCGGUUGGUGGUCUGGUGAAAGCAGGUUCGCGCGAGUCGAUCAGGGCGAGAAAAAGAGAGAAAGUGUGUGAGCGAAAGCUGUCUCUCUCUGUGGGGGGUCGGCGUGCAGAAAUUGCAGAGGGUACGGUCUCGAGAAUGCAGACAAAUUUGCAGAGAGCACAACGAAAAGCCACACACAGUUGCUGGUCUUGACCACCGUCCGGUUUGCAGGUAGCACGUGAACAUCACCAGACCUCGCGAGCGACGACUCGACAUUUCAACUUUUAUGUCUACCAAUUGUUUCGCGUAUUUCUUAAAAGAUUUUUGGCAAUGUUGGUUUAUUCGAAACCAAUUAUAUAUUAUUUUAUUCCCAGCUAUAUAGAUUUGAUUCAUAAGUUACGAAUUUGAAUCGUAAAUAUAAAUAUUUUACAAAUUAAUCAAUAUAAUCGCAAAGUGAUUUAAUUUUAUAGUUACAUUUUAUAAAUUUUUAAAAGUAGUUUUUUUCAAAAUAAUUUAAUAUAUGUAAUGAAUUUUUAAAACAAUUUUAUUUUGACUUUCACUUUUUUUAUUUUUUUUUAUUUUUGUAUUUUUUUUUGAUGAUAUUUUUUUCUAUACAAUUUUUAAUUAAAAACUUGAUAAAUCCGUUUGUUUAAUAUAUUUACAAAAGAGUCUUGCAUCGCAUAUCGUCCUCGGUAAGAUCUAUAAAAUUAAUUUUUAUAUGAUCAUCGCUUGAAACACUUGCCGCCACAUUUCAAAUAAUUGAAAGAAGUGAGGGAGGGAAAUGGGAAAAUUCUUUUGCUUUUCCUGUGUUUUUUUUCAGGUUUUUCAGGCAUUCGUCAUUAAAAUAGUAAGUAUUUUAGAGGUAAGACAAUGUCACAGUUAAUAAAAGAUUUUUUUUUUUUAAGGAAAGAAGGAAUCUUUGUAGAGAAAUGAAGAGUUCAAUCAAUAAAGAAUUCUUGUUGAAGAAA
Molecule: messenger RNA, 3448 nt
Organism: Apis cerana (Asiatic honeybee)
Lineage: Eukaryota; Metazoa; Arthropoda; Insecta; Hymenoptera; Apidae
Gene: SC35
Product: SR family splicing factor SC35
Molecular function (GO): RNA binding
Source: RefSeq, a predicted model, not a curated record